AUGUUGUUCUUCGGACUUCUAUUACUUCUUCCAUUGGCGCAGUGUAGUAAAACACCACCUGACAUCAUAUUCCUCCUAGCAGAUGACUUGGGGUGGGACGACGUCAGCUUUCAUGGAUCCUCUCAGAUACCCACUCCGAACUUGGACGCCCUCGCUGCUGACGGCGUCAUACUGAACAACUACUACGCACAGCCAGCAUGCACGCCGUCAAGGUCUGCUCUCAUGACUGGCCUGUACCCAGCCCGCAUAGGCAUGGGAGGCCUCGCAAUCGACGUUGCCGAAGCGUGGGCGCUUCCAUCGAAUUUGCGGAUUCUGCCUCAGUACCUAAAGGAUCUGGGCUACGAGACUCAUCUUAUUGGAAAGUGGAACCUCGGGUAUUAUACGGAUAGCCUCACUCCCACGUACCGAGGUUUCGACAGCUUUUACGGAUAUUACAACGGCGAGGAGGACUACUACACUCACAGCAUCACAUAUGAAAACCACACAGGCCUCGACUUUUGGCUGAACACCGAUCCGGUGUGGUCUGUAAAUGGGACAUAUUCCACCACUCUGUACACGGAAAGAGCUCGACAUAUCAUAGCCAACAGAAACAAGACAAAGCCGCUGUUCCUUAUGCUGUCCUACCAGGCAGUGCAUGGUGCAGACAUCGAAGGCCUCCCACAAGCGCCACAAGAAAACGUCGACAAGUUUCCCUACAUUGGGGAACAGAAAAGAACUAUAUUUGCAGGGAUGGUGGACGCGAUGGACCAGUCCGUAGGCGAGGUGUUCGCGGCUCUAAAUUCCGCCGGAAUGCUGCAGAACGCAGUCAUCGCCUUUAGCAGCGACAACGGCGGUGCCCCGUUCGGCGCACAUGCAAGCCGCAGUUUCAACUGGCCGCUGCGUGGCGCUAAAGGCACCAUUUGGGAAGGCGGCACCAGGUCGGCGGCAUUCGUUUGGAGUCCCUUGCUUUACAAGAGGCAUAAAGUGUCCCAUCAACUUAUGCACAUCACGGACUGGCUGCCGACACUCUACUCAAUUGGUGGGGGAAACGUAACGAGCCUCGGAAAAUUGGACGGAUUCGACAUGUGGCGAUACCUCUCUCAGGGAUCGAAUUCACCUCGCGUAGAGAUGCUAUACAAUUACGACAAGUGGAUUUUCAACGCACAGGGACUGCGCUUCUCUAAGUACAAGCUGGUGCUCGACGAUAGCGGAAUGUUCAACCAGCGCUACCCUACGGCCGGGGGCAAGCGUCCGUGGAAUGACCUCGACAAGCUGCUCGCUCGGUCCCAGGCGGCGAAAGUGCUGAGGAACUUCUACCACAGGAACCAAUUGGAACUUCCCCGGCACUGGAGGGACAAGCGACACUGAAAUGUGAUCGACGGGUACCGGAAAACUUUUCUGACAACGACACCGUCUUCUUGUUCGACAUCGUUGCGGACCCCUGCGAGCGGAACAAUUUGGCCGACUCACUUCCGGAGGUCGUGGAGUUCCUAAGGAAGCGAAUCGAGGCGUACGCCGCCAUUGCAGUUCCACCAUUGAACGCUCCUAAAGACCCCGCCGGAUUUCCAGAGUUACACAAUGGAACGUGGGCACCCUGGUUGGAUUCAGUGCUAUGAUGAUUCAAUGCAACUGGGCUGAAUAACGGUGCUACGUUAUAGUGAUACCGAUACACAAUGGGAGCUGUGUGCCUUGCCCGUCUGUAGCUUUGAAAACUUCAGGAGAAGUGAGCACAAUGAAAAAGCUACAGGCUCCGAAGUGAUCCACCACGUGACUGCCGUUAACGCAUUAUAGGGACCGACAACUGGCCCGAAACGUGUGAUUCUAUCUAUAAUAGAAAUGAAAAAGACCAUGAAUAAUAGUGAUAGGUCCCAGCA
This is a messenger RNA of Rhipicephalus microplus (southern cattle tick), 1853 nucleotides long. Its product is annotated as arylsulfatase B. The record is from RefSeq and is a predicted model, not a curated record. Lineage: Eukaryota; Metazoa; Arthropoda; Arachnida; Ixodida; Ixodidae. Gene Ontology annotation, molecular function: sulfuric ester hydrolase activity.